AUGUCAACAAACGCCCGAAUGGAGCCGGCUGUGCUUGUAUCUUCACUCGACGACGAUGGUUCAGAUCCUCGUGCUAAGGAAAAUACUGGAUAUGGCGUAGACGAUAUCGCCUUUGCGUCAUUAUCCUUGUCUGUGCCGGUUCUCCCCCCAGAGAUUCUGCAUUUAAUCUUCCGAUAUCUAGUUCCUGCCAAAACCACCUUGUACAAUCUUUGCUUGGCUUCUAAACAAUUUAAGGAUAUUGCGAUCGAAUAUUUAUAUCGUGGGGAAGUGAGGUUGCAUUUUGAUCAGGAUGUGCACCCGGAAAUGGAUCUUGAUCAUUUUCUCAGCCUACCGGAUACCGAAUCCAAGACCAUCAAGGGCCUAUUUAUCUCGUCAUUCCCUGAAAGACCGUCCCGCCAAACAGUGAAGGCAGAAAUCAUGGCGGUGAAGCUCAAAAAUUUCCUGCUCAAGCUUCAGCCGGAUCAAUUGGACACAUUCGUACUCAACGGCUGGGGGAUAGAUAAUUAUCUUCAGUACUUCCCAGGAGAACCGUUCCUGCGACAACAAACGGGGAUACGAAAAGUUUGUUUGCCUUUAGCUUCCCUCUUCUGGUCGCAGGGAGCUUCUGAGAGGGUGCUCACACCGGGAAUAUUUCCAAAUCUCGAGUCUUUGUACGUCAGUGACAUGUGCUAUCUUAGCCAUAUUCGAGACGUCUGGACCAUCAUCGAGGACAAGGGCGAAACACUCAAAUCCUUGGCCAUACUCUGUCCGUUGGGAAGUCAACUGAAAAGCUUCUUAGGAUAUCCGGAUAUGUUCUCAAACCCAUACACUUUCCUACAGAUCGAAGUCGCGCUGAAGGUGCUACGUGAUCUUUACAUUUACGGCUUUCCUAACCUUGGUAGAUUUCUCAAUGAUUGUGCCAGAAAUUUAAUUGAUUACAAGAUUCUCAGAAGCUUGCGUUUGGAACAGUGUCCAAGAAUAGAAUCUCUACUCCAAACGAUCUGCAAUAUUGAAGAGAUGCCGAGUCUCAAGUCUCUCCAGCUUAUCGAAACCUGCUCGCCAGAAACAUUUGAAACGAUAAUACCGAGGCUCUCACCUCUUGAAACUCUCUACAUAAUCUUUCCGCGGGAGCAAAAUUUGCCGAAGUAUGAUAUGAUUAAGUACUAUCAUAGUAAAACCCUAAGAAGGGUAUGGAUCGAACAUAAAAACUCGAGCUACGUUCUGGACAACACGGUACGAACCAUAAAGUUCAAAUUGCCGCCCGAUAACGGUUACGACGGUUUCUUUCUCACGAGCUGGCCCCUAUUAGAGGAAGUGGCCCUGGGUAUUGAUUUAGUGAGGGAUAAUAGACCCAUUAUCUUGCCAGAAAACCUGAGAGUUCUCCGGAUCGUGGGCACUCCGAGAUUCGCGAAUGGGGCCUUAUAUGAACCGGCAAGGGAUGCCCUUGCAAUCGCAAAGAAACACGUCUAUCAUACGAGCAUCAAAAACAAGCAACCUAGGCUUGCAGUGAUAGCCUUUUUCACGCUUAUUCCACCUCCUAUAUACGUAACUGCUCAGCAUCCCAUAAUAUACCUCGUGGACUAUGUUAGAGAGGAAGAUAAAUUGAUCCCUAUCCUAAGGCUGACAGAUAUCGGGGCGGUUAGGUGGCUCUUUCCUGAUAUGAAGAUUAUGGAAUUUGAGAGAAGGGAUAAACCCUGGGCGGACGAUGAUGGGUCCCUGUGGUAG
This is a messenger RNA of Orbilia oligospora ATCC 24927, 1704 nucleotides long. RefSeq lists its product as uncharacterized. The transcript has 5 exons. NCBI's taxonomy places the organism in Eukaryota, Fungi, Ascomycota, Orbiliomycetes, Orbiliales, Orbiliaceae. The record is from RefSeq and is a predicted model, not a curated record. The coding region runs from base 1 to 1704 and encodes 567 amino acids. Gene Ontology annotation, molecular function: protein binding.